AUGGACGGAUACAACGGAGUCGGGAAAAUCAGAAAUAUACCUCUUAUAUGCACCGUCUGCCCAGAGUCUCCCAGGUUCUCGGAUGUUUCCCAUUUGCUCACACAUAUUGCAUCAAAGGGCCACUUGCACCACGAAACACAGACGAAGCUCAGGGCCCAUCAAGAUUUGGUCGCAGCAGUUAUCUUGCAACAAUAUGAACUGUGGUAUGCGGAAAAUGGAAUCGAAGCUCUCCUUGUUGAACGCUUGAAAGCGAAGCAACUUAAGGAAGCUAUGAAGAGCCGCAUGCAUCGUGCGAAUACCACGAGCAAACCUGCAUAUCCGACAUCCAGGACCAAAAAGCGAUCCAGGCGGACCCCCAACGCCUCCAGCGAAUACGCCGCCCCUGACUUGGCAGAGGCUAUUCCGAUAUACCCUGGCUUAUUUGCCGAGGCGAACGACCCAGAAAUACCAGAAGAAGUGCUGCUGCAGAAUAAUGAUAUGUUAUCGCUCAAAGGCCAGAUAUGGCCAGGCAUGGGCAAAAUGGAUUUGGCCAAUGAAGAUAUGAAACGCACUAGAAACCAGCGAAAGCCGAAAUCCGCAAUUGACAAGAUGCGUCGAACCUCCGAAGGCAUCGAGCCCACACAGUUCUUCUCCAAUACCUGGACAAGAAGAAGCAACACCACCUCCCCCAAAGCGAACCACCAAAGCAAAAAAAAAGCGAGAGCCUCUGGCGGACCUUUCAACAAAUAUGCCAGUCGGACGCGCGAACCGGGUCAAUCCGAAUUUAUCCACAAGGACAGCCGGGCAACCGAGAACGCAAGCUCAUGCAUUGGAGUCCGCCUAUGCCACCAACUUCUCUGUUAG
Messenger RNA from Akanthomyces muscarius, 843 nucleotides. RefSeq lists its product as uncharacterized. The record is from RefSeq and is a predicted model, not a curated record. NCBI's taxonomy places the organism in Eukaryota, Fungi, Ascomycota, Sordariomycetes, Hypocreales, Cordycipitaceae. The transcript has 4 exons. The coding region runs from base 1 to 843 and encodes 280 amino acids.